Molecule: messenger RNA, 1376 nt
Organism: Eurytemora carolleeae
Lineage: Eukaryota; Metazoa; Arthropoda; Copepoda; Calanoida; Temoridae
Exons: 6
Coding region: 85-1311 (408 amino acids)
Source: RefSeq, a predicted model, not a curated record
CUAAUCCAUCUGUUGAAGGGUAUAAAUACUGGUCCAGGUUCAUAGAUUAGUCAGAAGUCAAAUUCGUCUAGAAGACUUAGCAUCAUGUUACGGUACGUGGUUCAGAUGUCAGUCUUUCUACUAGUCGGCCUAGCAACAGCACAACAACCGGAUGCAUUUCAAGAUUAUGUGGAUGGCGAAGUCAGGGAAGUUGAGAUUUCAGAAAAUCUUGCCAUGAAGUCGUGCCUGGCUUCAGACUCAACAGUUAGCUCCUUGUUUGAUUCUGCCUACAACAAAUGCUUUGGGGAUGGCUAUGACUGGGAACAGCUUGCAAAAGAGAACGAAGACGAAGGAGAGUAUGGAGUCUCAGAUAGUUUCCAAGAGAGAGAAGUUUGCUUUUAUAAAGCAAUAGGAUGGACUGAUGGCACGAGCCUAAAUGUUGAUGUUAUCAAGGGAAACAUGGAGGGAAUGGACGCAACAAUCAAAUCCGAUUUUGAAGGCAAAGUCAAUCAAUGCCAGCGAUGGACUCCUUCAAACUCUAGAGUAAGGCGAGAUGCUAAUGUUCAAGAGUCCAGCCUAAUCAAAAGAAUAAGAAGACAAGCUAAUGAUGGCUUAGUAUGUAUAAAAUGGAAUCCGAAAGGGGACUGUAAGAAAUGGUGUGAUCCAAGCAAGAAAAAUUGCAAGGUAAGACAAGCAGGGGCCAACAAAACACCAACCAAAAACGAAUGUAAGGAAAAACCAGAAUUAAAAGGAUGUAACAGACAACUUCAGAAAGAGACAAUCGUCUGUUCUGCUAAAAAGGAAGAGGGAGAAAAUAAGAAAUGUAAACCUUGCAGACAAAAUUCAGAUAAAAAAAAAUGUGACAAUGUAGUCAUCAAAAGUGGUAAACAAUUUCAAAGACAGGGAAAGGUCAAUGGAAAAACCUGUCGUAAGAAAAAUGUGUCAACUCCAGAAUGCGUUAAAUUUUGCAAGGAAAACCCCGAAAAAUGUAAAACUGGAAGACAACUUGGUAAUCCUUGCACCGAUCCUCAAAGUGGUAAAUGCAAAAAGUUUUGCAAGAAGAAUCCAGAAGAUCCUAGAUGUCCUCCUAAAAGUAAACAGGCAAAUGUUAAUAAGAAUCCAUGCAAAAGACCUAACAGUCCAAAAUGUAAGAAGUUUUGCGAGGAAAAUCCCGAUAAUCCGGAUUGUCCCAGUCCCACACCAGAGCGAAGUGCUAAGACCAAUGGAGUGUCUGGUGGAAUCAGCAACAAUCUCUACGAACAGCUUUGGUGUUCAGAUCUAGCUUUCGAACAAGCUCUUCAACAAUGUGUGGAGAACAAAAUAAACCCCUGAACAUCCUUUAUUAUAAAAUAAUUCUAUGAUCAUUUUCAAAAUUUCAAUAAAUCUUUAAAUUCGAA